UCAGGUAGUGAUUCUUAUUCCAUCUGGGAUAAAAUGUGAGCCUGUGCGUUCUCACCGUGCUAGAUGAGGCUGACGCCACUACUUAUACCGUGAUAUCGUCUUGCUAUCGCCAUCUUGAUCUCACCUUCUUCUGCCUUCAAAUCAGAUACCAACAGGUUAAGCCAAGUCCAUAAUCACCUCUCAGGUUCAAACACGAUGUCAGCGGAAAUAUGGCAGGAUGUUCCCCUCGCUCCACCCGACAGCAUUUUCAAAUUGACAGCGGCAUACAAGGCGGACACGUUUCCUCAGAAGGUUAAUCUCGGUGUUGGAGCAUAUAGAGAUGAUGACAACAAACCUUGGGUUCUUCCUGUUAUCAAGAAGGCCACACAAAUCAUUGUGAAUGACCCUGAUAUCGAUCACGAAUACCUCCCCAUCACAGGUUUACCAGAGUUCACUGCUGGUGCGGUGAAGCUCAUUCUUGGUGCCGAUUCGCCUGCUAUCGCAGAAGGACGCGCCGUUAGCGUGCAGACCAUCUCCGGAACUGGCGCAAACCACUUGGGAGCCUUGUUUCUAAGCAGGUUCUAUCAUUGGGACGGCCCCAAGCAGAUUUACUUGAGUAAUCCCACCUGGGCUAACCACCAUGCCAUUUUCAAGAAUGUUGGAAUCCAACCUGUAGAUUAUCCUUACUAUGACCCGGCCACCAUUGGCCUAGACUUCAAUGGUUUCAUUGGAUCGCUACAAAGUGCUGCGCCGCGCUCGGUCUUUUUGCUGCACGCUUGUGCCCAUAACCCCACAGGAGUUGACCCCACUCGUGACCAAUGGAAACACAUCGCUGAAGUCAUCAUCGCUAAAAACCAUUAUGCAUUCUUCGACUGCGCAUACCAGGGCUUUGCGAGCGGUGACCUCAACAACGAUGCGUGGGCAGUUAGAUACUUCGUGGAGAAGGGUGUGCCGAUGCUUGUGUGUCAGAGCUUCGCCAAGAAUGCAGGUCUGUACGGCGAGCGGAUUGGUGCGCUGCACAUCGUCCCCCCUACCAAGGAUGCUGCAGACCGUGUCAAGAGUCAGCUAUCAGUUUUACAGCGCAGUGAAAUCAGCAAUCCACCCUCCUACGGUGCACGCCUGGUCUCGCUUAUUCUCAACGACAGUGCCUUGUUUAACGACUGGAACCGUGAUAUCAAGACCAUGGCUGAGCGAAUUAUAUCCAUGCGGAAUGAGCUCUAUCGACUCCUGACGGAGGAGCUGAAAACGCCAGGCAGUUGGGUUCAUAUCAUCAACCAGAUUGGCAUGUUUAGGUGAGUUCGUGCUAUUGGUCACACAUAUUGGCGCCGGAGUGUAGCGUGGACGGCGCGAAGCAUACCCUGGGAAUGAGCACAGUACUGAUAACGGGUAACAGCUUCACUGGAAUCAACCCGUCUCAGUCGCAAGCACUGAUAGAUACAACAUAAGGUACUUUGCAGAGAGCUUGGACAAGGUGGUGAGGGGCCAGGUUUGAACGACUUUCCCAGGGACUGGCACGAUACUUUGGGGGCAGAGAC
This is a messenger RNA of Suillus clintonianus, 1514 nucleotides long. RefSeq names its product pyridoxal phosphate-dependent transferase. Gene Ontology annotation, biological process: L-aspartate biosynthetic process. The record is from RefSeq and is a predicted model, not a curated record. The transcript has 9 exons. Gene Ontology annotation, molecular function: pyridoxal phosphate binding; L-aspartate:2-oxoglutarate transaminase activity. Gene Ontology annotation, cellular component: cytosol. NCBI's taxonomy places the organism in Eukaryota, Fungi, Basidiomycota, Agaricomycetes, Boletales, Suillaceae. The annotation marks the transcript as partial.